This is a messenger RNA of Torulaspora delbrueckii, 1677 nucleotides long. It is a transcript of the gene SHS1, whose product is annotated as septin SHS1. Gene Ontology annotation, cellular component: cell division site; cytosol; septin ring. The record is from RefSeq and is a predicted model, not a curated record. The transcript has a single exon. The coding region runs from base 1 to 1677 and encodes 558 amino acids. Gene Ontology annotation, molecular function: GTP binding; GTPase activity; molecular adaptor activity. Lineage: Eukaryota; Fungi; Ascomycota; Saccharomycetes; Saccharomycetales; Saccharomycetaceae. Gene Ontology annotation, biological process: cellular bud neck septin ring organization; actomyosin contractile ring assembly; division septum assembly.
AUGGACUCACCAGGGGCUCCUCCAAGCCUUUUCCGUAGGAAGAAGGAGAACAAGCGCGGUAUCACUUACACGAUGCUACUAUGCGGACCUUCAGGUACUGGUAAGACUACUUUUGCUAAUAAUCUGUUGGAAUCAAAUCUGUUUCCUCAUAAAUACAAUCAGUUGGACUCCUACGAAGUCUCAGGAAAGAUUAGAAUCGUUUCUCCAACAAAAGUGGUUUCCUUCAACUCGAAAAACGGUAUUCCUUCCUACAUGUCUUCAUUUGAUCCAGCUCGUGCCGAGUUGGAACCAGGUGUUACUAUUACUUCUACUUCUGUCGAGAUUGGGAUGGAGGAAACUGGUGCUAGGGAAUCGCGUGAGUCCCAGCAGGAAGAUGAAACUAUACUGUUUAAUCUGAUCAGUGCACAUGGGAUUGGUGAAAAUUUGGACGAUUCAUUGUGUUUUGAUGAAAUUACAUUGUAUCUUGAACAACAAUUCGAUAUCGUGCUCGCCGAAGAAACUAGGAUUAGAAGAAACCCACGAUUCGAAGACACAAGAGUUCAUAUUGCGUUGUAUUUCAUCGAACCCACAGGACAUGGGCUCAGGCAAGUCGAUAUUGAGCUUAUGAAACGAAUGUCUCGUUAUACCAAUGUUUUGCCUAUUAUAUCCAAGGCAGAUUCUUUCACUAAAGAGGAAUUGGCUCAAUUUAGAAAGAAUAUCAUGGACGAUAUUGAGAGGUUCCACGUACCAGUAUUCAAAUUCGACGUGGACCCUGAAGAUGAUGAUUUAGAGACGAUAGAAGAAAAUCAGGCCUUAGCCAACUUGCAACCGUUUGCUGUUGUUUGUUCAGAUCUCAAAAAUGAACGGGGCCAAUAUGUGAGACAUUAUCCAUGGGGUACCGUCGAUAUCAAUGACGAAAAGGCUUCCGAUCUACACGUUUUGAAGAACGUCUUGUUUGGAUCGCAUUUACAAGAGUUUAAAGAUACUACGCAAAACCUACUAUAUGAAAACUACCGUGCUGAGAAAUUAUCCACCGUUUCGGAGACAGAAGCCAUCGAAAAGGAUUUGGCCGCAAAUAGUAGGCAGUCCAAUGCACCAAGUUUGAGUAACUUUGCAUCCUUGGUCAACACUGGACACUUCAAAUCUUCACAAUCAUUGGCACUCUCCUCUGAACUGCCAGCUACACCAAAGAUCAGAUCUCCAGAUCUUGCGGACGAUAACGAAUCUCCAAUAAGGCAGAUGUCGCAAUCUAUAAAGGAUGAAAAUGAAGAGAUAAUCAGAACGAUUAAGCAAGAAUCACCAAGAUUGAGCUCCACGGAUAAUCCAGAGAGAAAUAAAUUGAGAAAUAUUUCUGAAACUGUUCCUUACGUGUUGAGACACGAGCGAAUCAUCGCAAGACAACAAAAGUUAGAGAAACUAGAGGCUCAAUCAGCAAAGGAAUUGCAGGCACGCAUCCAGGAACUUGAGAAGAAGGCUCAUGAUUUGAAGUUGAGGGAGAAAUUGCUACGGGAGAAAAAGAUUAACGGAUCAUCGACUUCAUUGGCAUCUUCUCAAAGUGGUGCACAAGUUCAAAGUCAAUUGAAAAAGAAGAUACAUACACGGAUCUCGCAUCCAUUGCAUCUAAUAGGAACUAAACGUACGACAAUCUCUAGAUAUUACAACAUACAAAUUUAUAUUAUAUACACUAUUCUAUGUUGA